Molecule: messenger RNA, 3685 nt
Organism: Helicoverpa zea (corn earworm)
Lineage: Eukaryota; Metazoa; Arthropoda; Insecta; Lepidoptera; Noctuidae
Product: leucine-rich repeat transmembrane neuronal protein 1-like
Exons: 5
Coding region: 441-1481 (346 amino acids)
Cellular component (GO): extracellular matrix
Molecular function (GO): protein binding
Source: RefSeq, a predicted model, not a curated record
AAUCGGAGCAUUCAGAUAUGAGCGGUAUCGCAUUGUGGUAGCUACCUAUCUGGCCCGAACGAUCGGCCGCGGCCGCGCCGUCAUUGUCUCACACUAGUGGUGGUACUAGACACAGGGUGCUUAGGCGCAGAAGGACGUUCUGAUAAAAGAUUACAGCGUCACUAUCAGUUGAUCCACCGCCGCGGCAGGAGCAUCUCUCGGCUCUGGGCGACAUCUGAGCCGCUGCUCUGUGGCUCUAAUUGAAUCAAUUCAACGAAUGUCUUCCGUCGCUGAUUGCAGCUCCCUAGUGGCGAGUCCGUGUCCCGAUUGUAGUGCAUCGCGAUAUUCAACUCUAUCUGUUGUGCUUGUGUUGUGAAUAUGUGCUGGUGAAGUGAUACCCACCAAGUGCUUUAUUGAAUCAAAAGUUUUUAGUGGAGUUAAUAAAUUAAGGAAACGACAAGAUGUUCAGAAUAUACGAAAUAUUCUUCGUGAUGGCGCUGUCAUGCGUGUGCACACAAAGCAAGGAGAUGACAGAGAUCGAAGCACUGGGAGCGCAGCCGCGCCACUGCACCUACGAGUACGCGUACGAAAUGUACGGGGCCCACUGCGCGGGCCGGGGGCUCAAUAAGAUACCUAAUUUAAAGAGCGGCAUUGAGAUCCUGGACUUCAGUGAUAACAAGCUCCAGGAAUUGACCGAGGAAAUGAUGUCUGGUUACACGAGCAUCAAGUUCCUGUACCUCGCAGACAACCACAUCUACAACAUUGAGGAAACCGCACUCUCGCGCUUCACAAAUUUGCAGACUCUAGACUUGUCUAACAACGUCAUACUAGAGCUGCCCAACUCGAUAUUUCAGCUGCCAUCAUUGAGGAAGUUGUAUUUUAGAAGUAAUCCGAUAUUUCACAAGGCUAUAGAGCCACUGGUUAUAGAGAGACCGAUCAAAGCGCCACUGGAGCUCUUGGAUGUGUCAGACUGUAAAAUAAAGAAUCUGCCAGACUGGGGCUACCUGCCGCAGUUGCGGUUCUACAACAUCUCGCACAACCCCCUCGCGGCUCUCAGUGUCGACCACUUCGCAAGGAUGUGCAACCUUGUCAACGUGGACUUGACGGACUCCAUAGGAACCAUCAAGCUCUGCAGCAUGAGGCCUGCUGUUUUGUGGCUGAAGGAAAAGCGAGUUUCCUUCCUAUUAGCAGAUUACUCAAGACUCAAUACUAGAGAGUUCGAGAAUUGUCCAGUUCCAGACGACAUGGUGAAUUAUAACGCCACGUACCACCGGUGUAAAGCAGAUUACUUACAGGUGCAAAGUUCGAAGGCGUCGCGGCGCACUUGGCUGACGAUAGGCGGCGGGCUGGCGGGCUUCCUCGUCGGCUUCAUACUGCUGCUGUACGUGAUGCACCGACACAACGUCGCGCAGACCAAGACCAAGGCCGAGAAGAUCAAGCAGGCCACGCCCCCCGACUCCGACAAGAACGCCACCGCCGUCCUCCUUGGAGACAUCUCAUAGUUACCCAUAUCUUCACAUCUACAUUCUUGCCACACGCGCCAGAUAGCGUGCCACUCACUCCUAAGCUAGUGCUGCGCAAUAAGGAUGAUACGCGAACAGAAGUUGAAACAGAUAACAAAUGAGAAAUGUCGAGAUACGCUCGCCAUGAUUGUGAUUCAUGAUUAGGUAAAAUGCGUCCAAUUUAUUAAGAGAUGGUGAAUAUUCAGGGUAUUGAUUUUGAAUAAACCAAAGAUAUAUUUUGGCACUUUUUAAAUUAACACUUAUGAUAAGGAUAUUUAAAUUAAUAACUAUAUAGUGUUAGGCAAGUGCGGCAAGUGCAAAUGAAACGACAACACAGACAAGAAUAAAAUUCAUUUUAGAGGUGCUGUGUUGUAUUUGGUGCUAGACUAACGAACAUUUCAAUACACUCAUUGUCUUAAAAUAUACCAACGCACCAGCUUAUCUUAGCACAGAUGUACAAUAUGAACUUCCUGAAAUGACAGAUUCCUGCUAUGAAAUUGUUCUUUUGAAAGAUCUAUUAAGUACAGUAUAAUAAUUAUAUAGGUAAUAAGCAGAUAGGUAAGAGGAUUACCUAAAUUCACGUAAUAUUGUCUUCAUUUUAGUAAGUAUGGUUAGCUUCAAAACAAGUAAUAACGUUAAUUCUUAACAACACAAGUGCCAUAAAGUAAAAAAAAAAGAAUAUUUUGUAUGUUAUCGACGGCAUGGUGUUUAGUAGUAUUGAAAAUUUUGAUUUGUUCAUGUAUUUUUGAAGCUGACUGUACAUACAAAACCUAUGUUAGGUAUAUGGAAUACCUACUUUACUGAUUUAUAUUGUAAUAUACUAUUUCAAAGCUUUGAAGGCUGACUAGUUUUAACAUUGUGCCGUUUACUCAGUAGGUAGGUAUGUAUGUUUAUUCAGUUGUGAAGAAUUCCAGCGCUUUCACACUGACGAACUUUCCGCUCGGUUUUUUCCGAGCAUUACCACUUGAUGAAAAAAUGCGCGACAGAUUUUUGCCGCUUAGAACGAGUAGUGCGGAAAAUCCGCCAGUCUAAAAACGCCGUGUACGGCCAUGUAACUACAUGAUAAAGUCGCAAAUAAAUGUUUUGUAUAAGUUGACAAAAUUAAUUUAAUUUUGUAUCAAUAUAGUGGGGCGUAAGGUAUUUAUAGGUGAGUUUGAGCUAAUGUAUAUUUCUGAGUGGUUUUACUGAUUUGAAUUUGAGAUAUUUUAAUAAGUAUCUAGUUUCCCGAUUAAGAUGUCUGUAUGUAUGAUAUGCCUAGGUAAUUAAGAUUACCUACUGAACUUAUGACUUGUGAACAACUAUUUCAAUGAAUUCCAUAACCCAUUUUGAGUAUCCUAAAAAUUGGGUUCUUAUAUAAGGUGCUUUAAUAUUACCUGCCAGGACUUGAAUGGAGGGUAGUAUUGCGUUUAUAGAUUACAAUAGUAAAGAUAAAUAAUUGAUUAUUUAUCAAUUUUUUUUCAUACAAAAAAAAUACGUAUAAAAUUGACUUAAUUUGUUAGUUUAAAACCAUCCAGUAGAGUUGCGCGUUGCCACUCUUGCAGAACAGAUAGAAAGAGAUAGCAGUUGUUUUCAUUGACGAAGCAACACUACGCGCGUAAUUAGUGAACCACGUUAUGCAGAGUAGAGCCAAUGUUAAUUUAACUUGUUUACUGUCUCAAAUUGAAUUGACUGUUCCGGGAAACGAAAUUUCUUUACUAUUGUAAUCUAUAAACGCAAUACUACCCUCCAUUCAAGUCCUGGCAGGUAAUAUUAAAGCACCUUAUAUGAAGAGGGUUUUAUCCACUAACGGCAAAAUUAAAAAAACAUCUUGAAAAUAUAUAGAAAACAAAUGUUACUGCAUAUUAUUAGAUGUUCAAUUAAUUGACACAAUUCAUUGUGAAAUUAAAUUGCACUUCAGAUGACUAAUAGAUAAAUACGAGGGCUAAUAAACAUAAUUAGCAUUUAGUACAAAAACAAUGUGAAUAUCAAUUCCUACUAGUUAUCACGCUUGUUUGCUAUUUUGCCAAAGAUUUGAUGAAUUGUUUAUUCAUAAUAACACAUUAUAAUAAAAACUGCUAUUUUUGUAAAAAAACGCAUUUUAUGUAACUUUAAGGUGUUUCCACAUAUAUAUUUUUUUUACAACAAUCAUGAAUAAUAAUUGUUGUUUGUGGAGAUACCUUUAGGUAGACUUCACUGUGAUAAGUAAUAAAAAAUUGUUACUAAUA